AUGGAGACAGAGGAGAAACAAAACCCUAAUUCUCAUGAGCUUAUCAUACGAGACACACGCAACGCCUGGUCCGAGCUGCCUGCAGAUCUGUUGGUUACUGUUUUCGAACGCCUCGGCUAUGCUAAUUUCCAACGAGCCAAAUCCAUUUGUUCUUCUUGGCACUCCGCUUCCAGACAAUGUGUGCCCAAAAAGAAGAUCCAUUGGCUGAUUCUCAACAGCAAGGAUUCUUGCAUGUUGUUCAAUCCCGAGGAAAAAGACAAACUUUACCAAACGCAAGAUCUUGACUUAUCAAAAGGAGAUUGGAUUGCAACCUAUGGAGGAAGUUGGUUCCUUAUGAGCGAUGAUCUCUGCACUAAUCUCUACAUUGUGAAUAUCUUUACACACGAGAUCAUCAAUCUACCUCCCGUGGAGUCACAGCUUGGAAUGAGAAAGAUGAAGCGAGACGAAUAUAAUGGCUUUACCAUACUAUCUCCUGUGUUUUGGGUUGACGAGAAAACCAAAGAUUAUAUUGUUCUAUGGAGGCUUGAAUACAGCUGUGUUGUUUAUUCCAAGAAAGGAGAUAUGUUUUGGAAUCCAAUCCCAAAAACUUCAGAUUGUUAUGACGUGGUUUACAAGAAUCACAAGCUUUACUUGUUAGGCAGAUAUGGCGUUGUCCGUAUCUUUAGUUUAGCUGGAGAGACUCCACAAGAAAGCUUUCUAUGUCGUGUUCCUACUCCAAAUAAUGAACCAUUUGACCAACGUCUAGAAGUUCGCCACUGGAGAAACCCAUGGACUCGUUAUAGGACAAAACUUGUAGUCACAGUAACAGGACAAGUCCUCAAGGUUGUCCAAUUGUACAAAUAUUUGUCGAGAGUCUGGUCUUUCCGGGUUUACAAGGUUUGUUCAUCAGGUUUCUCGAAGAAGAAAAAACAGAUCAAGUCUUUGGGAGACGAGACAAUGCUUUUUGAACAAGGCAUCACUGUGCUUGCCAAUGACGUCGAGGGAUUCAUUAGCAAUGCCAUCUAUUUCAGUUAUGGUGAUGAAGACACAACCGGAAUCCUUGUCUUUGAUCUCAACACGCGGAAGGUGGAGCCUUUGCACAAAUAUGAUUGGUCUUCUGGUCAAUUCUUUGGCGGUCAAUGGUUCUUACCAAGUUUCACGCAUUCAUCAUGA
Microthlaspi erraticum is the source of this 1152-nucleotide messenger RNA. Lineage: Eukaryota; Viridiplantae; Streptophyta; Magnoliopsida; Brassicales; Brassicaceae. The record is from the annotation of a GenBank genome assembly.